Helianthus annuus (common sunflower) is the source of this 1086-nucleotide messenger RNA. RefSeq lists its product as uncharacterized. Lineage: Eukaryota; Viridiplantae; Streptophyta; Magnoliopsida; Asterales; Asteraceae. Bases 1 to 1086 code for a protein of 361 amino acids. Gene Ontology annotation, molecular function: zinc ion binding; nucleic acid binding. The transcript is spliced from 3 exons. The record is from RefSeq and is a predicted model, not a curated record.
AUGUCUGAAGGAAACGACGAUGAUCCGGUGCAAACAAGCACCGAACAAAUGAAGGAGAUGAUUGCCAAAGAAGUAGGGAAGGCAUUUGAAGAUAGUCUAUCUGGGUUUAUAGACAAAAUUCAAAACAUGGUGUUGUCGCUUGUCGAAGAGCGAGUUAAAAGGUUGGAGGAUAGUGUCAACCUAAUAAAAGAAAAAUCGGGAGAACGCAAGGGGUGUUCGUACAAAGAAUUCAUGGCGUGUAAACCGCCAAUCUAUAAUGGGGAGGUUGACCCGAUAAUUUGCCAAAGAUGGUUGGGCGACAUCGAAGGAGUGUUUGAAAGGACCCAUUGUGAUGAAAGCGACUUUGUUGCUUACGGAACGGGUCAGUUGAGAGGUCAAGCCAAAGAUUGGUGGGACAAUGAUGCGUGUGUCACACCCAAGGCGGUCAUUAAUAAAAUCAAGGAAGAAUUCAUGCAACUGAGGCAUAAGGAUGAGACCAUAGACAAGAUCACGGCGAUGUUUACGGACAAGAUGAAGUUUAGUAGUGAGUUGGUGACGAAUGAAGAACAGAAAAUAUACUACUACUAUAACAUGUUGAGCGCUGAAUAUAGGGAGUUUAUGACUCCUUCAAAAUACGAGACCCUUACCGAAAUCAUAAACGUUGCCCGGGAACGAGAAAUUGAGUUGAAGAAACAAGUUGAAAGAGGUGAGCGAAGGGCACAAGAUGUGAACCCAAGCCCUACAAAGAAAGCCCGAACUGGAGAGUCGGGAAAGAAAGCGGUUGUUAAAGGCGGGUCGCCAAGUUGCAAGGUAUGUGGAAAGGGGCACAAAGGUGAGUGCCGCUUCAAAGAUAAGCCGUGUCCGAUAUGUGGGAAGACGGGGCACACCGCAUCGCUAUGUCCCGGAAAAGUUUUCGUCUGUUACAAAUGUUAUCAACCCGGUCACAAAAAGUCUGAAUGCCCCGAGUUGGUUGGAAAGAGAGACAUAAAACAGUCUCCAACGGAAGCUCCAAAAGCGAAGGCUAGGUCUUUCCAACUUACAGCGGUUGAAGCAAAAGCAGAACCCGAUGUGGUCUCAGGGGCUUUCUGUGGUGGAGAUUUCCUCUGA